GAUUUCCCAAGGUUACUUAAGCGUGUCUCACUAUGCUUAGUUUCGAGGAUGUGCGCGUGUUUACAGCAACUCAGUCUCUAGGAUCCAAACGACUAACCUUCGGUCCACACCACCUCACAUUUCAGUUGCGCGAUUCCGACGUUAUGAUUAUGUACAGAGCAAUUGACGGGUUUCGCUUGUGCGAAUCACCUACUGAACGUCGAUUCACACCAUCCAUACUAACUGGAUAUACGAUUGUUUUGUAUACAAAAGAUUUCCAUAUUUAUGAAUUAACUGUAAACAGUCUUUCUGUUGCUCGUUCUCUUGAGCAGUCAUUAGAGGGAGUAUCCUCAAUCGAUGACGUAACAUUGCUUUACCCAUUCUCUUAUAAAUCCAACCAAUUAUCACUUUUACCCGCAAUAAAAGCCACUGAUUGGCCUAAUAAUAUCAAAGAGAUCUUGUCUGGUGGGAGUUGGCGUAGAAGCCAAUUAAAUGAGAAUUAUUUAUUGUGCAAUUCUUAUCCGAAAACAUUUGUUGUACCUGUUAAAUGUGAUGAUCAAAUGAUUAAAGAAAGUAGCCGAUUUCGUCAUGGUGGUCGUUUUCCUCUACUGGUAUACUAUCAUAAGCCAAGACAAACUACUUUAUUAAUAACUGCUGAACCAUUAAUUAAUCAAUCCACAAUUACCAACAAUCAAAAUACUUCAAAUUUAUUAUCAUCGUCUAAUUCUAGUUUAACUUCAUCAACAAAAUCGAAUAAUCUAAUGAUUAAUUCAUCUUCAAAAAAUUCCAUAUCACCAUUUAGUUCAACAUUCAAUACUGGUCGAUGUCGUUCAGAUGAACAAUUACUUACUUGUAUAUUACCAGAUAAAUGUAGAGGUGUUAUAUUGGAUUUAAGAACACAGAAUGAAACAAAAAAACCUCAAGCAACAAGUGGUCUUGUUGAAUUUGAACAAUAUUAUCCACAAUGGAGACGAGUUUGUAGACCGUUAGAAUCUACGGGUAACUUGAUUGUCACUUUCAGGAAAUUCAUUUAUGCUUGUACAUCAUAUGGUCGUGUAACUCGAUCUUCAAGCAACACAACAUUUGGUGCACUUCAAUCUGGAAUUAGUGAUUCUAUUGGAAUGUUGUCCAGUGCUGCAUUGAAUCCAAUAGGAAGUUUUGGAUCACGUAACUCCACGGCUGCAUCAAUCCCAUGUGAUAAUUCAGUCAAUUCAUUUAAUGAUAUCACUGUUCGUGAACAAAUAAAUACAUCGAGUAAAAAUGAAUUGAUCUCGAAUUUCGCUCAAUUAGAUAUUCAGUCUACUAAUUCAACUACUGAAUCUGAUUUAAGUAGUAAUAAUAAUAUAAAGAAAUCAAAAAAACUUUCAGCUUGGUUAUCAUUAGUUCGUGAAGCGUUAGCAGCUGCUGUUGCUGGAGCAACAGCUUUGGACGCUUUGGAUGCAUUCGCUCAACAACAACUUCAACAAGAACAAUGUUUGUUAGCUGAAAAACAGAGAAGAGCAUCAAAGGAGCAAAGUUUCGAAGAGGCAAAAUUACGUGGAUCAUGUGUAUUAGUGCAAAGUCGAAAAGGAACUGAUCGAGCUAUUCUCGUGGCUAGUUUGAUUCAAAUCAUAUUAAAUCCUGAGUCUAGAACUAUACAGGGAUUUCAAGAACUUAUCGACCAUACAUGGUUAAACGCCGGACAUCCAUUUGCAGAUCGUUGUCAAAAUUCCGCUUUCUCUCUUAAACCACCAAAAGAUGAGAGUCCAGUGUUUAUUCUAUUUUUGGAUUGUGUUUGGCAAUUACUUCGUCAAUAUCCGAAUUCAUUUGAAUUCACUGAUGAACUGCUUUGUAUUAUUGCAAAACAUGCUUAUUUCUCUGAAUACGGUACAUUUUUGGGCAAUUCUUCACAAGAAAGAGAACAAUUGGAUAUUUCAUCUAGAACAUUUUCUUUAUGGUCAUACAUCAAUCAACCAUUUGUGACUAGUCGUUUUCAGAAUCCAUUUUAUUCUGGUCAAAAAAAUGAUGAUAAUUCUCAAUCAACAACCAUAAUUGAUGGGAGUUAUGCAUGUUGGCCUUGUUUAUCUGCACAAGCAUUAGAUAUCUGGGAAGAACUAUAUCAGCAUCAAUUAGUUGGUAUUAAUCCUAGUCUAUGGAAUCUGCCUCGGGUUAUGGCACGUGUAAUUAAGGACAAAUUUGAAGCGGAACGGAAUAGAACUAUUCAAUUACGCAAGUAAUUUAUUUGUUUAUCUACUGUUGUGAAAACUAAAAAAUAGUUCUAUCUUAUCAUUCUAGACUUGGAUACUGAACGUCAAACUGGUUCGAAUGUUAUAGGGUAGUAUCAGUUCCUUCAUGAUUGUAGAUGUAUUUAUAUCCAGAGUUUAACACUAACUAUCUCGAACACAUAUAUAUUCUGGAACACUACUGAUUGAGUCAGAGCUUUAUGGAAAACUAUCACUGGAACUUAUAACUUCAAGUAAUGUUCGUCAGAGCUAUCAGCUUUCCAUAACUUCGAUCAUAGACAUUGUUUUAGAGAUAAAAUGUCGAAGUGGAUGCAUUAGCUCUUUGUUUUCCUUUAGAUCUUAAUUUUCUAAGUCACCUUAUAAAUUCUUCUUCAUCACACACAUCCAUAUUUUCUUCUCAAAUUGUUUCUUCAAUGCCUAGCCUUUUCUAUUAUCACUAACACUGUUACCACAUCUGUUGCCCUUGAAUUCGCCCUGACAAUUUCAUCUCAUCGUGCUAAUGGAGGUGGUAACAUUAACGGAUGUAUGUGUGUCCCACUUUCUACGUUUUGUGCGAUUGACUAACUGAACUGCGCCUGGAGCUUUUCUCAAGUUACAGCUGGUCCUUAGCCCAGGUGAAAAAGGGUGGAUUAGGUAUGAUGUUAGCAACGUUAUUCCCAUAAAAGAGAACUUCGCUGGAAAAUGUCAACCAGGAAAAAUCAUUUAAAGCUUUUGAACUCUAUCCCUAAGAGUUGAAAGAUCUUCAUUUUAAAAAAGUUAUGACAAUUCCUGGUGAAAGUCGAGAUUCUUCGGGAUUUAUGGUGUUGAUGCCCUUUCUGGCAACCAGAGGAAUAAUAUGAAAUGUCCGGACAAUGUAGAAGAACACUUGAUCAACUUAUGAAUGAAGCAAUCAAUGCAGGUAUUCUUCAUGUAAAUGAAUAAACUUAUUUAAGUAGUAUGUUCUUUUCUUGUUAACUUACUCAACUCCAUACUUGAUAUGUAAGAUAAUUUUUAAUAUUUUCUAUACUAUUUAUUUAUAAAUAAGUAGUAUGAAUAUAUUGUAAAUGACUAUUGAAUAAUCUCUUCAUGAUUUAUUUUGUUUUAAAUCACUAUAUUAAUCUUUCAAACAAUAAACUAAUGAACAAAUGAGUCGCUGUGGUGUUCAUUUAAUAUAAUGACCGUGAUAUUGUA
This is a messenger RNA of Schistosoma guineensis, 3371 nucleotides long. NCBI's taxonomy places the organism in Eukaryota, Metazoa, Platyhelminthes, Trematoda, Strigeidida, Schistosomatidae. The record is from the annotation of a GenBank genome assembly.